AUGGGCUGCAACAUGUGUGUGGUCAAACGUCCAGAGGAGCAGUACAGGAUCAUGUUCCAGCUCCCCCUCUCUCUGCAAAAAGCCUUCGACUCCCUGCGGCCAAUGGACAGACAUGGAAACGUAAAGGUCAGAGGACGGAGGCCCUCUCAGCUCCCGCUAGACAGACCACAAAACUCCCAGGAGCCUUUGCACCAACCCGGGUCGGUCCGCAAGAGUCACAGGAGGAAAGGUACGUUAGUGUGCAGCGGUAAUGGCACCGGCAGCAGCUCCAUCUACUCCGUUGCCAUGGUGGCAAUUCCCGACUGCAUCGACAACGCAACGCAGACGGACAUCAGUUUCCAGAACAUCUUGACGCUGGGGAGGAACAGAGGUCAUCACCACCACCAUGACCGGGGAGGCGGCACCUCCUCCCCUCCACCACCUCCGCCGUCUCCUCCCCUCCCUCACCUCGUGGGACCAUAUGGGAUCAAUGAGUUCUGUGUCUUUGAGUACAAUGACCCCGAUGACUACUUUGACGUUUCUAACCAUGAGGUGGACAGGCAGGAAGACCUGGAGUAUGAGGAGGUGGAGCUGUACAAAUCCAGUCAGCAGGAGAAGUUGGGUCUGACAGUCUGCUACAGGACGGAAGACGAGGAGGAUCUUGGGAUUUAUGUUGGAGAGGUUAAUCCAAAUAGCAUCGCAGCCAAAAAUGGACGCAUCAGAGAGGGUGACCGAAUACUACAGAUUAACGGAGUGGAUAUUCAGAACAGAGAGGAAGCGGUGGCCAUUUUGAGCCGAGAGGACAGCAUCAACUUCUCACUGCUGCUGGCCAGGCCUGAUAUAGAGAAUGACAACCCCGUUGAUCCAGAGGAGGACAUGGAGCUGACGCUGGAAGGAGGCGGCUUCCACCAAAAUCCUCGAACCUCUUCCUGCUCCCUCACUUCCUCUCACCUCUCUGGCUAUUAUCGCCUUUGCCGGGGGGGAGGAACAGGAGGAGGAGGAGAAGGACUGGCCUGCCCGGGGGGAGGAGAAGGAGGUAGAGAAGUUGCAGGGGGUGAUGUGAACGUGGAGGAGGAAGAGGAUGAGGAUGGGGAGGACGGAGAGAGAGGACAGAAGGAGGACAGAGACCCACCUGUACCCCUCCCUCCUCUGCUGAGCCUGGCUCCUCUGCUGUCCAACAGCCAGGAGCUGGACAGCGGAGUGGGCCGGACCGACGACAGCACCCGCUACGAGGAGUCCUCCGAACACGACCUGCUGGGUGAUCACACCAGUGCCUGUAACACCAACACCACCAACACACCAGGAAGCACCAGGAAGUUCAGACCGGGACCCAGCCCCAGGCCUAGUCCAAGACCCAGCCCCGGCCUCGGCCCCAACCCCGGGCAUGGCCGAGGAGACACCACCCCUCCUUUCCUCCACCUCCGAGACCUCCACCUUAGCUCCGACUCCCUCCCCGGCCCGGACUGGACAGCUGGAGUAGGAACAGGAGGAGCAGCGUACAGCCCCCACCAUCACCACCACAAGCACUACCACCACCACCACCAUCAUCAGCCCUCUCUGAUGAUGAUGAUGCCGGGCCUGACGGAGGAGGAGUGCCAGCGAUACCAGGAGCUGCUUGAGAUCAAGUGCCAGUACGAGAGGAAUAGCGAAAAACAGCAAAGAGAAGCAGUGAAAAAAGAACAUGAAGACAUCAAAGCAGAGCAGGAAGAGAGAAAAGAGGCAGAGAGGGAGGGAGAGGUGGAAGCUUCUUCUGCCUUGGUGGUCGACGUGAACUGCAACGUGACGUUAAGUGAGCACGAGUUGGCGUUGAUCGAGGAGGAGCUGCGCCACCUGGAGUUCAAGUGCCGCAACAUCCUCCGGGCACAAAAGAUGCAGCAGCUCAGAGAGAGAUGUCUGAAAGCCUGGAUGAUGGAGGAGGAGACGGUGGCAGCAGGAGCGGGGCGACCAGGCCCUGUAGAAGCAGGUUUUGAUAAUGAUAAUGACGACGACCCUCAUCGCCACGAGUUGUCAGCCAUCAACGAGCUCCCAGAGAGAGAGCGAUCGGACGACAAAGAUAGCACCAGCGCCUACAACACCGGAGGGGAGAGCUGCAGGAGCACGCCGUUGGUCAGCACCGAGCAGAUCCCGCCUUUACAAGAAGAGGAAGGUGAUGGAGGGAGACGACUGAUGUCCCCACCUCCUCCUCUUCCCCUCAGUCGCCUCCCCCCUCUGAACUCCCCCCUCACCCCACGGCGUCACGGUCGGGAACGAGACAGAGAGAGACGCCACUCUAAUCUCAGCAGCUCUUUUUCCCCCAGCACUUACAGGAAGUACGAAACAGCCAGUGGAAAUAUGGCACAUGGCUCAAGCUCCACCCCUUCUACACCCUCCAAGUUCAGGUCUCUGACCAGAGAGGCGGGGUCAUCUUCAAGAAGGGGUGUGGCUGAUGGAGGGCAGGGCUCCAGAGCAGCUAGAGCCACUGACAGACCUGGAGGAGGAAGCGCAGAGUCGAGUCCCUAUUUCACCAGAAGACACCACAGCCACAAUAAACCAUUAGAGCGCUACCAGAGCUGCAUGACCCUGCCAUCUGAGGGCCUGGUGGACCCACUAGACCGAGUCAGAGACAGAGCGAUGGCCGAGGGCGAGGAGAGGGGGAUGGGCACAGGCAGCAGCGGCCCAGCCAGUCCCAGAAGUGUGAACAGCGCCCCAUGUGGCCUGGAGGACCACCAUACACGUGCCUCGCGGUUAGGACUGGCCUUACCGCUCGGGUUGACACACUCAUCAACUGCCUCACCACAACGCAUGGAGUGGAAGGUAAAGAUCCGGAGCGAUGGCACUCGCUAUGUGGCCAAGCGGCCGGUAAGGGAUCGUCUCCUGAAGGCCAGAGCCAUGAAGAUCAGAGAGGAACGCAGCGGCAUGACGACAGACGACGAUGCUGCCAGCGAGAUGAAACAGGGACGCUACUGGAGCAAAGAGGAGAGGAAGCAGCAGCUGCUGAGAGCCAGAGAGUACAGACGAAGACGGGAGUUCAUGAUGCAGAGCCGCCUGGACUACCUCAAAGGAGACAGGGACACUUUAUCAUCAUCAACAGGAGGCGCUGAAGACCCAGGUUCAUCCCAGACUACCCACCUUCAUCCCCAACAUGACUCCCCCAGCAACAAUAUUCUAUUACUGAGCCAGAAGAAGAUCAUGAAGAAAAGGAAUCGUCGCAUCCUUGAUAACUGGAUCACCAUCCAGGAGCUGCUGGCUCAUGGCUCGAGGUCGCCAGACGGAAAGAAAAUAUACAACCCUCUUCUUUCUGUGACCACGGUGUGAUCUGAAGACGGAGAGGAAGAA
Micropterus dolomieu (smallmouth bass) is the source of this 3294-nucleotide messenger RNA. RefSeq names its product PDZ domain-containing protein 4-like. Bases 1 to 3273 code for a protein of 1090 amino acids. The record is from RefSeq and is a predicted model, not a curated record. Lineage: Eukaryota; Metazoa; Chordata; Actinopteri; Centrarchiformes; Centrarchidae. The transcript is spliced from 18 exons. Gene Ontology annotation, molecular function: protein binding.